Messenger RNA from Chaetomium strumarium, 1163 nucleotides. RefSeq lists its product as uncharacterized. The record is from RefSeq and is a predicted model, not a curated record. Gene Ontology annotation, molecular function: riboflavin synthase activity. Gene Ontology annotation, biological process: riboflavin biosynthetic process. Bases 315 to 1043 code for a protein of 242 amino acids. NCBI's taxonomy places the organism in Eukaryota, Fungi, Ascomycota, Sordariomycetes, Sordariales, Chaetomiaceae. The transcript is spliced from 3 exons.
AUCCAGCGCGAUUCUGCUCAGGUGCUUAGCUCCGAACCCCACUGGUACUAGUACUCCAUACUCCGUAUAGCCUCGAUUACUCACAAUCUGCUUCUGAUCUGUAAGCUAGUGCAAGAAUCUGAAGUGAGUUGGAUCAAUUCUUGAAGGUUCAAUCCAGUAUAGACAUCUGAACGUUUAUCUUCCACGAGAGCGGACCAGGCAGCUUUUAAAAUCCCAAACCUCUUCAGGAAUCAGAACCUCACACCCACCCCGCCGGCUCGCCCUCUCACUCAUCACAACACAUCAGAACUCACUUUUGAACUGAGUCAAUCACAAUGUUCACCGGCAUAGUCGAAGAGAUAGGCACCGUCACCGAGCUCAACCCCUCGGACGCAACAGGCGGCACCUCGCUAACUAUCACCCUCCCGCCGACUUCACCGCUCCUCUCCGACUGCCACCUAGGCGACUCGAUCGCCAUCAACGGCGUCUGCCUGACCGUAACCUCCUUCACCCCUUCCUCUUCUUCUCCUCCCACCAACCCAAGCUUCACGGUGGGCAUCGCGCCCGAGACCCUGCGCCUGACCAACCUGGGCUCUCUGCGCCCGCAACAAUCGCGCGUGAACCUGGAGCGGGCGGUGCGCGCCGACACGCGCAUGGGCGGGCACUUCGUGCAGGGCCACGUCGACACGACGGCCACCAUCGUGUCGCGGACGCCGGACGGCAACGCGGUGCGGCUGCGCUUUGCGCCGCGGAGCAAGGAAGUGCUGCGCUACGUGGUCUACAAGGGCUUCAUUGCCCUGGACGGGGCCAGCCUGACCGUCACGGCCGUGGACGAUGUCGAAGGGUGGUGGGAGGUGAUGCUCAUUGCGUACACGCAGGAGCGGAUCGUGACGGCGGCCAAGCAGGUUGGGGAGACGGUCAACGUCGAGGUGGACAUGACGGCCAAGUAUGUCGAGAAGAGUCUGCAGGGGUAUUUGGCUGGGUUGGGGGAGGACGGCGGGAAGGGAGGGCUGUUGCAAAAGAUUAUGGAGAGGGUCGUCAAUGAUAAGGGCGGUUCUGCUUGAAGCUGGGACAGGUCUAUGGUAUCAUUGUUUUUGAUUCGGCUUGUCAUGGGGUAUCUCUGUGUUUUGCGCAUCGCCUACCUAGCCUGUGAAGCUCUCCCUGCAAUCACACCUCGCCCCAAG